This is a messenger RNA of Gloeophyllum trabeum ATCC 11539, 709 nucleotides long. RefSeq names its product adenylylsulfate kinase. Lineage: Eukaryota; Fungi; Basidiomycota; Agaricomycetes; Gloeophyllales; Gloeophyllaceae. Bases 17 to 616 code for a protein of 199 amino acids. Gene Ontology annotation, biological process: sulfate assimilation. The record is from RefSeq and is a predicted model, not a curated record. Gene Ontology annotation, molecular function: ATP binding; adenylylsulfate kinase activity. The transcript is spliced from 4 exons.
AGCAUCCCCCUCAGCAAUGGCCACCAACAUCACGUUCCAUCCGGGCUCUGUCGACGCCGCCGAGCGUGCCCAGCUUCUCGGACAGAAGGGAAUCACCAUCUGGUUCACCGGCCUGAGUGCCAGUGGCAAGUCGACGAUUGCAUGUGCCCUCGAGCAGCACCUCCUUCAUCUACACAAGUUUUCCUACCGUCUCGACGGCGAUAACAUUCGCUUCGGCCUGAACAAGGACCUGGGCUUCGACGAGGCAUCGCGGAAUGAGAACAUCCGUCGCAUAGGAGAGGUCUCCAAACUUUUCGCCGAUGCGAGCUGCAUCGUCCUCACUGCCUUCAUCUCCCCCUACCGGGCCGACCGAGCUGUCGCACGCCAGCUACACGAAAAAGCUGGUCUCAGCUUUAUCGAAGUCUUCGUCGAUGCGCCAUUGAGGGUCGUUGAGCAACGGGAUCCCAAGGGUCUCUAUAAGAAGGCGAGGGCCGGCGAGAUCAAGGACUUCACGGGCAUUUCAGCCCCCUACGAAGCUCCCGAAACACCAGAGAUUCAUAUUAAAACAGAUGAGAGCGAUGUCAAGGAGAGCGUCCGGAUCAUCACGGAGUACUUGAGCAAGCAGGGCUUCAUUUGAGGACUGUGGAUAUUGCGGUCUGUUAAUUUAUCAAGUUACUUGUAUUACGUAGAAUGUUGCAAUGCCACCCACGAGUUCUCAGUGUAUCCUAAA